Molecule: messenger RNA, 493 nt
Organism: Prorocentrum cordatum
Lineage: Eukaryota; Dinophyceae; Prorocentrales; Prorocentraceae
Source: the annotation of a GenBank genome assembly
GCUGGCCAUGGAGCAGACGAGCUCGUCGGCGCAGCUCGAGUCCUUCACGCCCCAGGGGCUGGCGAACGUUCUCUGGGCCCUCGCCCAGCUGCGGGUGGCGGGCGUCGGCAAAGGCCCACAGGACAGCGGCGUGCGCAACACGCUCGUUGCCAUGGCCGAGGCCUCCGCAGGCCGCCUAUUGGAGUUCCAGGCUCAGGAGCUCUCGAUGGUGGCGUGGUCGUAUGCGAAGCUCUACGAGUUCAAGAAGGGAGAAGUGAUAGGGAUACAACUGAUACCUUGUCCUCCAGCCUGCCCUUCCAUAUCGAGGGACUACGUGAAGCAUUGGCCUGCCUCACACAGCCGACCUUUUGUGGUUCUCAGGCACUCCCAUCAGAUGUUCGUGACUCCUUGACGUUUCGCGUACUUCCCAUCAGCCCAUCCAUCAACGGUACCAGGGCGAGUUCUAUUGAUCAGGGCAGUGUUGGAGCAUGCCGUGGAACGAAAAAGAGGCGGG